UCCUGUCUCCCCGUCUCGCCGCUCAACUUUUUUUUCCGCCGACUUUCCGUCUCUUUCUGUGCGAGUUUGGGGGAGCGAAGCGCGGGGCUCUCGGGCGGUUCGGGCCCCAUGGAUUUUACUUAAAAACUUUGUCGAGUUCCGUCACAAGAGCGAGAGGCGGCGGUGGCCGGUCGUAGGAGCCCGUUCGUUCGGUUUGCCCCCCUGUCUGUCCCGUUCCGUCUGUGAAUCUCGUCUAGGUCUGUCUGUCCGUCCGGACCGACCGACCGACCGCUGUCUCGGCUCCUUGUUUGUUUACUUCUCUUCGGAAUUUUCUUUUCGCACCACUUUGACUUUGAAGUUUGAGCCGCCGCCGCCACAAGGCACAACCGGCGUCUCCGUCCGUCUCCCCCGCCGCCAUGUCGGAGCUCCCGCCGCGUCCCGCUCUCUGCUGCUGCCGCAAGGCGCUCCCGGGGGCCGGGCAGCCGAGCGAGGCGGGGGGCGGCGGGGGUCCGGAGCGCCUUUCCCGGCCCGACGUGGACGUCGCCUCGGCCUCCAACUUCCGCAGCUUCCGGCUGCUGCACUUCCACCUGGACCUGCGGCUCGACUUCGGCCUCAAGGAGAUGAGCGGCUGGCAGGUGCUCGAGCUCGUGCCGCUGGAGGCGGGCGCGCACACGCUCGUGCUGGACACGCACCCGUCCGUGCUCGUGCACGCGGUGGACUGCGCCGUGCCGGGGGCGCGCGGCUCGCCGGGCCGCUCCGUGUCGCUCACGUUCCGGGUGGAGCCCUUCUCCGAGUUCGGCUCGUCGCUGAGCAUCAGCCUCCCGCAGGGGGCGCUGCGCCCGCGCCGGCCCUUCCGGGUCACUGUGCGCUACACGACGACGGACGGGCCGGCGAUCUGGUGGCUGGACGCUGAGCUCACGUGCGGACAGACUCGGCCGCUCGUCUUCACGCAGGGUCACUCCGUGUGCAACCGUUCCUUCUUCCCGUGUUUCGACACGCCGGCUGUGAAGAGCACCUACUCGGCCACCGUCCGCGUCCCCGAGGGCGUCACUGUGCUCAUGAGCGCCUCCCACAGCGCGUACUCGGAAGAUGACGACGCCUUCCACUUCUCCAUGAAGUUUCCCGUCCCGGCCUACCUGGUGGCACUGGUAGCGGGAGACCUGCAGCCCGCUGACAUCGGCCCCAGGAGCCGCGUCUGGGCAGAGCCCUGCAUUCUCACAGGCGCUGUCAGCAAGCUAGGGGACAGCGUGGAGCACUGGCUGGGCUUGGCCGAAACGCUCUUCGGACCCUAUUUCUGGGGAAGGUAUGACAUCGUCUUCCUGCCACCAUCCUUUCCCAUCGUUGCCAUGGAGAACCCAUGCCUGACAUUCAUCAUCUCAUCCAUCCUGGAGAGCCAGGAGUUCCUGCUCAUCGACGUGAUCCACGAGAUCGCACACGGCUGGUUUGGCAACGCCGUCACUAACGCCUCCUGGGAGGAAAUGUGGCUCAGCGAGGGACUGGCUACUUAUGCCCAGCGGCGCAUCACCACCGAGGCCUACGGUGAGGCGUUCACCUGCCUGGAAACCGGGUUCCGCUUGGAUGCCCUGCACAGGCAGCUGCGCCUCCUAGGGGACAACCACCCCGUGAGCAAGCUGCAGGUGAAAUUCGAACCAGGUGUGAAUCCAAGCAGCUUGAUGAACCUGUUCACCUAUGAGAAGGGCUACUGCUUCGUGUCCUACCUGUCCCAGCUGUGCGGGGACACAAAGCGCUUCGACAGCUUCCUCAGGGCUUACAUCGAGCAGUUCCGGUUCAGGAGUGUGGUGGCUCAGGACUUGCUCGGCUUCUUCCUGUCUUUCUUCCCCCAUCUGAAGGAGACCUGCGUGGCGCAGAGGGAGGGGCUGGAGUUUGAGCGCUGGCUGAACGACUGCGGACCCCCCCUGUACGAGCCGGACCUCUCGGCGGGGGCGGUCCUCACCAAGCCCGUUCAGCGCCUCUGUGAGCUGUGGGGGGACGACACCCCCGACCUGGAGGCCAUUGCUGCCUUUGACCUCUCCUCCUGGAGCACCUUUCAGACAGUGCUCUUCCUGGACCGACUGCUGGACAGCACACCGCUGCCCCAAGAGGCAAUGACCCAGCUGUCGCGCUGCUACUCCUCGCUGCUGGACGGCAUGAACGCCGAGGUGCAAAUCCGCUGGCUGCAGAUUGUGGUGCGCAACGGCUUCUACCCGGACCUGCCCCGAGUGCGCAGCUUCCUGCACAAACACACGUCCCGCAUGUACACGGUGCCGCUGUACGAGGACCUGUGCUCCGGGGUCAUGAAGUGCUUCGCCGUGGAGGUGUUCUGCCAGACCCAGGGGCGCCUGCACCCCAACCUGCGCAGGACUCUGCAGCAGAUCCUUUUCCAGAGCGGCGCCGCCUCCAACGGCACCCCUGCCGGGAUGCUGCCCUCGCCGGCCCCCUCCCCCACGGAGCAGGUGCCCUCCGGACCCGUCUCCCUGCGCGACGUCAAUGUGUCGGCCUGAGGACGGGUGAAGAGGCACGUACUGGUGUGCCAGAGAAGCCUGGGACAGACUGGAGCAGAAGGCGCUGGGGAGACACACACUACUGUGUGCUCGCACGCACGCGCACACACACGCACGCGCACACACACACACCUACCUGUGCACAUCUUUAUUGUGUUGUGUCUCUAGCUCAGUGCUGAAGCUGCUCUGGGCUGGGUUGUGUUGGACUGGACUGUGCGUGAGGAGUGUGUGUAUGAGCGAGAGAGAGAUUCCUACCCUGACUGGACACCCUCGGUCAGCAGCAGUGUGAUGCGAUCUGCCUCUCCUGUGCGUCCUGGUUGAGGACAGAAGGGGGGGGUGAUGCAAGGCUCAGAGAUUAAAGAGCAGAUUUUAUAAGAACAAAGCAGCCGAAUGCUCAUAUUUAUGAUAAAACACUAUUUUAUGCGACUUUUUGGGUGUGUUUGGAGUGCAGAUCUCACUCCAGCAGAAGCCGUUUGUGGUUCCGUGUUCAGGUCAGGGUGGAUGGCCUGACUGUGUUCGUGCCUCUCGAACCCUCCGCACCGAGAUUCUUCUGCACAUUGUUGCACAACCUAUCAUGACAAGCUGGUAAAUGAUUUUAACAUCAGGGGUGGGGGGGUAAAUGGGGUAAAAGUUACCCAGUGUGAUUAUUUCCGUUUCUUCUGCUGUAUCUGAAUGUGUCUUGAACACCUGAGCAGUGGCCCCCUGAGGGUCGAUGGUCAGUGGCGCUGUUCUUCGCCACGACUGCAGCCGUUCAUCGGGUCACUGAUUUGCACAAGUCGCGUCUCCAGUGGACUUUGAUUGUUUGUACCUAUAAAGGCAGAUUUUCCUGCACGUGAGAGUCUCCUGGCUUUGUUGUUUUUUGGACCUCGUCCGGCAGAUGGUCGCUGACCGCCGCCUGGAUGUCACCGUCAUGCUCGCCAUCGCAGUCUCCUGCACUACUUUUAAAGAAUGACACGUGUACCGUAAAGUGAAUUAAUGCUUUAUGUCUAAUUCAUUUGCAGUGUUUGCAGUGCUGCUGCGACCAGCGGGUUGCUAUGGAAACUUGACUCAAGUAAAUUCUUUUGCGGUCCCGAAAUUCCACUGACCACGGCACAUUGAUUUGUUCGUGAUACUGCUCACAAUGACUCAUGAUGGAAGACUCCGCCGC
Messenger RNA from Scleropages formosus (Asian bonytongue), 3627 nucleotides. It is a transcript of the gene rnpepl1, whose product is annotated as arginyl aminopeptidase like 1. Lineage: Eukaryota; Metazoa; Chordata; Actinopteri; Osteoglossiformes; Osteoglossidae. Gene Ontology annotation, biological process: proteolysis. The transcript has 11 exons. Bases 396 to 2480 code for a protein of 694 amino acids. The record is from RefSeq and is a predicted model, not a curated record. Gene Ontology annotation, molecular function: zinc ion binding; metalloaminopeptidase activity.